This is a messenger RNA of Eremomyces bilateralis CBS 781.70, 2000 nucleotides long. Its product is annotated as homoserine O-acetyltransferase. The record is from RefSeq and is a predicted model, not a curated record. Gene Ontology annotation, molecular function: homoserine O-acetyltransferase activity. Bases 280 to 1740 code for a protein of 486 amino acids. The transcript is spliced from 3 exons. Gene Ontology annotation, biological process: L-homoserine metabolic process. NCBI's taxonomy places the organism in Eukaryota, Fungi, Ascomycota, Dothideomycetes, Eremomycetales, Eremomycetaceae.
AUAUGAACCAUAUCAGAAGUGAAUCAUCACCUAUUUUCGUACACCCCGUCUCCACACCGACUAGUCAUCCCGCCGAUUUUCCUUCACUAGUUACCGGUACAUACUACAUAACCCGUCCAGCCCUCUAACUCGCUCACCGAAUCUCAAUCCCUCUAUAUUCUUCCCUCUAUUCUUCCCUCGAACCGUCGCAUAUGGAACGCUUCCCCCCAGGCCAAACCUACCACCUCACCUUCCGCUCCUCCGACGCCCCCAUCCGAUAAUACGUUUGGAAUGAAUGAGAUGCCCCUCAUUUCGAACCCCGACUCAACCGACCCUAUGGAAAAUGGAUACAAGUACAAACGAGUAACGGCCCAGCCUGAAAACCCGCUCAUCAACCUAGUCGGCGGCCAGCAGAUCGCCAUCGUCCCGUCAUUCGAGCUCGAAUGCGGCGAUGUCCUCCACAACGUACCCGUCGCAUACAAAACUUUCGGCAGCCUCUCCCCGGAGCGGGACAAUGCCAUGCUCAUCUGCCACGCACUGACCGGCAGCGCCGACGCGAGCGACUGGUGGGGCCCGCUGCUCGGCGGCCCCGGGAAGGCGUUCGACGUCUCCCGCUUCUUCGUCGUGUGCAUCAACAGCCUGGGCAGCCCGUACGGCAGCGCGAGUCCGGUCACGUGCAUGGACGGUGACCCGACCCAGCGUCACUACGGUCCAGAAUUCCCUCUCACUACCGUCCGGGACGACGUCAACAUCUUCAAGUUGAUACUUGACGAUCUAGGCGUGCGGCAGCUGGCCGCUGUGAUCGGUGGCAGCAUGGGCGGCAUGCUCGUGCUAGAGUUCGCGUACUUCGGCAAGGACUACGUGCGGACCAUCAUUCCGAUCGCCACCUCGGCGCGGUACAGCGCCUGGGGUAUCUCCUGGGGCGAAGCGCAGCGGCAGAGCAUCUACAGCGACCCGAAGUACGACGACGGCUACUACCGGUUCGAAGACCCGCCUACAACGGGCCUGGGCGCGGCGCGUAUGUCGGCGCUGCUUACCUACCGCAGUCGGAACUCCUUCGAGUCGCGCUUCGGGAGGAACACGCCGGACCCGACCAAGCGGCAGGAUAUCAAUGGCCAACCGCGCCACCCGUCGCACGAGGCGUGGGCGAUCCAUAACGAUGGUCAUAAGCACGCGCGAUCGCCUCGCUCGUCGCGACAGAAUAGCAGUGCUGCGGUUUCGCAAAUGGGCGACACCAACGGACUCGCCGUCAAGGCCGCCUCGCUAAGGACACCCACCUACUUCUCCGCGCAAUCCUACCUCCGUUACCAAGGCGAAAAGUUCAUCAAACGCUUCGACGCAAACUGCUACAUCGCCAUCACGCGGAAGCUCGACACGCAUGACGUCUCCCGCAACCGCGUCCCGCGCACCGCCUCCCCCGAAGCCGACCUCGCCGCCGCCCUCGCCCUCAUCACGCAGCCCACCCUCGUCCUCGGCAUCCAAUCCGACGGCCUCUUCACCUUCGCAGAGCAGCAGGAGCUCGCGGCGCACAUCCCCAACGCGACGCUGAAGAGCAUCGAUAGCUCGGAGGGGCAUGAUGCGUUUUUGCUGGAGUUUGAGCAGGUGAAUGCGCAUUUGUUAGGGUUUUUGGGGAGGGAGUUGCCGGAUAUUAUGGGGAGGAGCCCGGUGGGGUCGCCGGUGUUGGAGGCGCAGGGGGAGAUUGGGGUGACGAAGAGUUCGACGUUUGGGGAGGCGGAGGUGGAUGAUAUUACGGCGUGGUGAUUGGGAUCAUGGCAUGCUGAGCGAGUGAUACACAUAUGGUCAAUGCCUUUUACUUGGCAUACUAUUAUGAGUUCCGCUAGGUGGGAUAGAAUAGCAUACUUAAGAUAUAGUCGCUAUAGAAACGUGCCGAUUCUUUGAUUUCACAUGAAGCGCAGGCAGCUUGUAAGCGCAAAAGUAUUAGACCGCAGCAAUUCUUUGGAUUUCAAAUCCUGUCAUAGUGCUCGAGACAACGAUAUUGUUCAGGGCGACAUCGGGGCAGA